Messenger RNA from Erinaceus europaeus (western European hedgehog), 4882 nucleotides. RefSeq names its product testis expressed 14, intercellular bridge forming factor (gene TEX14). Lineage: Eukaryota; Metazoa; Chordata; Mammalia; Eulipotyphla; Erinaceidae. Gene Ontology annotation, biological process: protein phosphorylation; attachment of spindle microtubules to kinetochore; mitotic sister chromatid separation. Bases 1 to 4584 code for a protein of 1527 amino acids. Gene Ontology annotation, cellular component: intercellular bridge; kinetochore; midbody. The transcript has 32 exons. Gene Ontology annotation, molecular function: protein kinase activity; protein binding; ATP binding. The record is from RefSeq and is a predicted model, not a curated record.
AUGUCUCGGGCUGUUCAACUUCAAAUCCCUUGUCCUGUUCAGAUUGGAUCCUUAAGAAAUGACUCUUUAGAAGCUGAGCUUCAUGAGUAUGUCAAGCAAGGGAACUAUGUGAAAGUGAAAAAGAUUCUUAAGAAAGGGAUUUAUGUUGAUGCAGUUAACUCCCUGGGCCAGACAUCACUUUUUGUUGCAGCAUUACUAGGCCUUACAAAAUUAGUUGAUGUUCUGGUGGAUUAUGGAUCAGAUCCAAAUCACCGCUGCUUUGAUGGAAGCACCCCUGUCCAUGCAGCAGCAUUUUCAGGCAAUCAGUGGGUCCUGAGCAAACUGCUGGCUGCAGGGGGUGACCUCCGACUCCAUGAUGAGAAGGGCCGGAACCCACAGACCUGGGCCGUGGCAGCAGGAAAGGAGCGCAGCACUGGGAUGCUGGAGUUCAUGCAGCGCUGUGCCUCACACAUGCAGGCCAUCAUUCAGGGUUUCUCCUUUGACCUUCUGAAGAAGAUUGACUCUCCUCAACGAUUCAUCAGCAGCCAGCCUCGGUUUGGGGGCCUUAUGCAGGGAAGUCCCAAUGGUUCUCCUAUCCGACCACUUAAAGCUGGAGUGAUUUCUGCUCAAAAUAUCUACAGCUUUGGUUUUGGGAAGUUUUAUCUUACAGGGGGAACACAGCUUGCCUAUCUAGGAUCUCUGCCAGUAAUUGGAGAAAAGGAAGUGAUUCAAGCUGAUGAUGAGCCCACCUUCUCUUUCUUCAGUGGCCCCUACAUGUUUAUGACCAACCUGGUGUGGAAUGGGAGCAGGGUCACAGUGAAGGAGCUGAAUCUUCCCACCCACCCACCUGGCAGCAGGCUGAGGCUGGCUGACUUGUUAAUUGCUGAGCAGGAGCACAGCAGCAAGCUGCGGCACCCCCACCUGCUGCAGCUGAUGGCUGUGUGCCUGUCCCAGGACUUGGAGAAGACUCGCCUCGUGUAUGAGCGUAUCACUGUGGGCUCACUAUUUGGUGUCCUCCAUGAACGGAGAUCCCAGUUCCCUGUGCUGCAUAUGGAGGUGAUUGUGCACCUGCUGCUCCAGAUCUCAGACGCCUUGAGAUACCUGCAUUCCCGGGGGUUCAUCCACCGUUCCCUCAGCUCCUACGCGGUCCACAUAGUCUCUGCUGGGGAAGCAAGGCUGACCAACCUGGAAUACAUGGUGGAAAGCCAGGAUGGAGGUGUACACAGGGAUCUGACUCGAGUACCUCUCCCCACCCAGCUGUACAAUUGGGCCGCCCCAGAGGUGAUCUUACAGGAAACAGCCACAGUGAAAUCGGACAUCUACAGCUUUUCCAUGAUCAUACAAGAGAUUUUAACAGACAAUAUACCAUGGGAUGGCUUAGAUGGCACAGUUAUAAAAGAAGCCUUAACCUUGGGGAAUUAUUUGGAAGCUGAUGUCAGACUUCCAAAACCUUACUAUGAUAUUGUUAAGUCAGGCAUCCAGGUCAAGCAGAAAGACCGAACUAUGAACCUUCAAGAUAUACGUUAUAUUCUGAAGAAUGACUUAAAGGAAUUUAUUGAAGGCCAGAGAACUCAGUCAACUGAGAGUCCCAGGGUGCAGACAUAUGAACUUCAUCCUGAUGUCAAUGUCUGUCUGGGGUUGACUUCAGAGCAUCCAAAAGAGACCUCUGACUUUGAAAUAAGGGAACUGAAGGAAAUGGGUAGUCAGCUUCCUUCACCAAGGAGUCACUCUUCUCCCACAGAGAAAGCAGCACCAGAUCCUCAGACUCCAGAUCCAAGUCUGACAGCCAAGGAAACUCAGAACCAAGAUACUGUUUUCCUUACGUGCUCUGUGGCAGCAGAAUCUAGAAGUCCCAGCCCAGGUCAGACGAGCCUCUGUAGUUUUGAAAUCAAUGAAAUCUACUCGGGCUGCCUGGACAUAGAAGAGGACAAAGAGGAAGAGCCCCCGGGAGCUAGUUCACUUUUUGAGGGGAUUAAUUCAAACCAGGUAGAUGAACUGAAAUCCAUGGAAGAAGAGUUGGAAAAGAUGGAGAGAGAGGCAUGCUUUUUAUGUGAGGAGGAAAGCAUUUCAGACGUUGACACAGAGCUCCCCAUUGAGGAUUGGGACUGGCAAAAUGGCUCCUGUAGUUCACCCAGCAUCCCUGAGACAGCCAGGGAGGCCAAAGGCAAUGUAAGCAACAAGUCCAUGACCGAGGAGUACAUCAGUAAGUGCGUGCUGAACCUCAAGAUCUCACAAACACUAAUGUACCAGAAUGCCGAUUUGCUGAGGAAUACCCAACAGAAAAUAGAUAAGCUUGAGAUGAUACAGAAAGAACAGGAGGCGCACAGGUCUUUGUGGGCAUCUUCAAGAGAGUUUUCAAAUGUCUAUAGCUCACCUUCAGCACUGGGCCCUCCAGCUUUGAGCUAUAUUCCUCCCGUCAUGCAGUUGCCAGGGGGCCAGCAACCAGCAGAUACCAGUAGUAGUUGCCUGACCUUAAUAAGGCCUCCAGAAACAGUGAGAGACUUCCAAGGAGGAAAGUUUGAUAAAAGGCAGAAGAGACAAAGUGAUUGUGAAUGGAAAUCUUUCACCAAAAUCUCUGAAGACAGCACUGGGGAUCAGACAGAGAAGAGCCAUCAGCUGCCAACUCUUUGUUGCCUUGGAAAACAGAGCAUAGGUGAACAGUUUCAGCCCAUACGAGGAGCUAAGAGCAGUUUGGCAAGGAGCAGGACCCAACAUGCCAGCAGCCAAGGAACACCUAGAGAGCCUGGCUCCCGAGCCAAGGUGACACAGCAGAAUAGUGUACACUUCACCAUCUCAAGCCACCCUCUGGGACCUCCCAAGUCAUCAAGUUUUGGACUGGCGUCUGCCAGGCUUGGUAAAGAAUCUGUGUCUUCUGAAAUGUACAACGCAAAGUCAAGAAAUAAUGAAGAUACUGGAGAUAUGCACUUAACAUGGAAAAUGGAGGUGAAAGAAAUGGCAGAGAAAGCAGCUACUGGGAAGCUGGUGAUACCUUCUUGGCAUCCUCAGAGUAGUUUGACUUCACAGAGUAAGACUGGAAAUGAUUCUGAUCGCCUGCUACAGACUCCCACUAGGGACCCAGAGAAUGUGAACUGGCAGCUAGUUGUAGACUACCCCAGGAAAAAUGAUGGAGAAAGCAAGUGUGACAAAAUGAAUUGCAGUGACCAUGACAAUGACCAGCAUGGCAGACAGCCUGGGCCUCAAAGCUUCACUGGUGUCAGGCACCUGUCCUCAGGAAAAAAUGAGCAUCCAGAACAUAGUGAAGUCUUUCAAGCAAGUUCUGAUCCAUCUGUUGAGAAAUCUUACAGUGACCGGUCUGUACAAUCAACUUGCUCACCAGAGUCUUCUGAGGACAUAACAGAUGAAUUUUUAACUCCAGAUCAUGAAUAUUUUUACUCCUCGAUUGCUCAAGAAAACUUAGCCCUUGAGACCUCCAGCCCCAUAGAUGAGGACUUUAAAGGAAGACAAGAUGCAUUUGGCCAGCCUCAAGCCUCUGGUGAAGAAAAGUUCCAAAUCAGAAAAGACUUUGGAAAGAGUCCUGAGGUUCUGAUCAAUUCUCAGUUCCAACUUAUACAAAGAGCCAGAGAUGAACUAGAGAAGACAUUAAAGGAACCUUCAAAAGAGAAAGACAUAACAUUCACUGACAUUCAAGACCUAUCUAGUAUUUCCUGUGAACAAGAUGGUUCUGCUAAGGAAGCCUCAUGCAAAACACCUAAAAUAAGCUAUGCACCUACUAGUGUGAGCACUCCACUCAGCCCAGGGUCAGUUUCUUCAUCUGCCAGUCAAUAUAGAGACUGUCUUGAAAACAUUGCAUUUUCAGUUAAAACAGUCUCCAGUUCACACUGGGACAGUGAAGACCCUAACCAAACUUUCUCUGACAAAUUUGUAACUGUUCGAGAAAAAGCGAAGAGCCUAAAUUCCCUUAUUUCCUCACAAACUCCUCCUUCCAAGCUGACUGAUCUUAAAAAGGUGUCUUCAUUUACUGGGACUGGCUCUUCCAGCAUUGCUAAGGCACCGCCUGACUCAGUAUACCAUGCUACCCAGAGAAGAAGCCUGCCAAAAGAACUGGUAGAAGCCAUCUCACAGCAUCACGUUGAUGAGCUACCACCACCAUCUCAGGAGCUACUUGAUGAAAUUGAGCGCUUAAAGAAGCAGGAGGUUUCAUCCAUAGUGUUGGAUGAGAAUGCAUCAAGUCAUCUGGUCAUCUCUGAAAAGGAUCAAAGACACUUAGAAGAACAAGAAACUAGCAGUAGAACAGGAGAUAGCAGUGUGCUUUGGAACAAAGAAACCCAGGAUUUAGAAGAAGACACAGAGAGAGCUCACUCUACUCUGGAUGAGGACCUAGAAAGAUGGCUGCAGUCACCUGAGGACAACACGGAACUGCAGGAUCUUCCCAAGGCCUCUGCAAGGGAAACAAAUACCAAGGAUCAAGAAGUUGGUGAAAAGAAGAGGAAAGAGGAAGCAGGCAUCAAGCCAGAGAAAAGAAAAUCAGAGAGCUUUUUAGGGACUUUUGAAGAAGAUGAACUAAAAACCUGUUUUUGGAAGCGACUGGGUUGGUCUGAGCCAUCCAGGAUAAUUGUGCUGGAUCAGAGUGACUUGGCAGAAUGACCAGAAUUGGAUCAGAGAAUCUCCUGGCCUGAGUUUGAAUAUCCUGGUUUUGAACUCCCAUCUUCCUUCAGUCACCAUUAAGGUGAUGAUUUGGUAACUCACACUGUGUUUAGCUGCCACAGUGGACAUAAUGUCUUGACCCUGUCUGUUCACAGAAAAGUUAGUCAUUUUUUUUCAGUCAGAUAUCUAAAAAGGAAAAAAAAUAGUUUUGAUUAUAAAAAAAAUUCUCAUUGUACCCAAAUGACUUCUGGUUUUGUUGAUAGAAACUUUUGAAAUAAAAUGUUUACUUUUAAUACCA